This is a messenger RNA of Protopolystoma xenopodis, 1083 nucleotides long. The record is from the annotation of a GenBank genome assembly. Lineage: Eukaryota; Metazoa; Platyhelminthes; Monogenea; Polystomatidea; Polystomatidae.
CUCUACUUGCCAACUGCUGCAGCUUCUACUCAGAACGCCGCCGUGCCCAGCCUAGCCUCUGCAUUGCAGCAGCAGCAGCAGCAGCAAACCCAUCAACAGGCUCAUGCACAGCUAUCGAACGCUGUUAAUGCUGUAGCAGGACCUGGCGGGGCCAACAACCCACUUGCUGGGCCCAACGCUUCAACAAGUGCCGCGGCCGUGAUGGCUGCCGCUGCCGCUGCGAUGGCGGCCUGUGCACACUGGCCACCAAACAAUGGCCUGGCCACAGCCACCGCCCAACAGCAGCAACUCGCGGCUGGUCUCUCAAGCGGCCUUAUACCAACUGCGGCAGUAGCUCAACAAGUUCUGCAGCAUCAAUCUGCUCUAGCUGCGCUCUCAGCACCGCAGCAGCAACAGCAGCAGACGCAACAUCAGCAGCAACAACAGGCUAUUGCCGCUACCAUGUUGGCACAGCAGCAGGCGGCCUGGAGGUGGUCACCUUGUCCACAGGCCCAGGCGAGCCAACAACAGCAGCAAAACCAACCAAUCCCGACACAGGCGUCAGCGGUUACCAGCCCGUCGGCACAGACCCAUGCACCCUCUCUGCUGCCGCCAAGUUGCGCCAACGUUGUUUCAGGUGGUCCAGCCUCGGUGACUGUAACUGGUGCCCAGGCUGGGCUGACCACUAUGGGUCCCGGUAACGGUUCCCAACAGGUGAGUAGUUGGCAGCUCCCCUUUCCCCUGCAAGCCCUCCAGUUUCUUCAUUCGUCAGCAUUGCCUACCCUGACGACUGCUGCUCAUCAAGCUGCGGCCCUCCUGCCUGCAGUAACACUGGGAUCGAACGCUGGGUUCUCUUCUGCAUUUGACUUCCUGGCUACCAAUCACCUGAAGCUGGAACCUUUCUCCGCCAUGUCUGCUGUCGCCCCUACUGUAACCAUUCCCCUUCCCAUCCCCAAUAGGGACUUAUUACUUGGCGCUCUUUCUUUGAAUCUAAGGAAGCAACCUAAUCCAACAAGCCUCAAAUUGGAGAAUAAUGAGCACAGUCAGCCUGCCAAAAAAGCGCGAACGGACGAUUUUGAGCCAUCAAAUACCAGCGAAACUUGA